AUGUAUUUUCUUCAAUCGUUCUAUAAAUCAUCACUGAAUGUUAAUCAGACAUGUUUUGAAAUAUUAACAAAAAUAGUUCAAUGUGAUAUUCUUGCUGGUCUUAAUGAUGCACAUGGAACAAAUCAUGUACUUUUAGCUUAUAUUCAUUAUCAAUGUAAAUUAUGUACACCAACUGAAACUGAUAUGACUGUUUUUUCAUUAAAAUCAGCUAGUCUUCGUCCCAGUUCAUUUUAUUUUCAACAUCGUGUAACACGUAGUAGAUUAAAUCCUGAUUUACCAAGCCCACCAUUAUCAUCGAAAGAUGAAAUGGCACUUGCAGUCAAUAGUAAUACUUCAUCCGAAAAACCGAUUGAUGAAACAUCUCAAGGUGUUGUCAAAGAUAGGUUAUUCUACAGAAAUCUUCCAACAACGAAAAGUAAACAAAUAAUUUAA
Molecule: messenger RNA, 432 nt
Organism: Rotaria sp. Silwood2
Lineage: Eukaryota; Metazoa; Rotifera; Eurotatoria; Philodinida; Philodinidae
Source: the annotation of a GenBank genome assembly